AUGCAAAAUAGAACAUACAUUAAGGACAUUGUAGAAGGCACCAACACUUCUGUGUUUGGGUUUGUACUGUCGUAUAUAGCGCCUAAAAAGACACACGGGUCGGACUACCAGAUGAUUAUAACCAUCAGAGACGAGUCAAGCAAGCAAAAGAUUCCUGUGCAGCUCUUUUUCAGCAGCCAAGAAAGCUUUCCAAAGGAAAUCAUCGAAAGAGAAACCGUCAUUAAAAUAGAAAACUUGAACAUGAAACAGAGAGAAACACGGGCGUGCUAUCUCGUAGACAGAAAAAAAGGAUGCUUCUUUUUUAAGGCAAAGAAGGAGAGAAUGUCCCAUGUGCCAUACUUCGAGUGCAGUGGGAUGGAGUACGUAGGAAGUCCCAGCGAGACAGAGGAGCUUGAGAGAAUACACAAGCAUUUUUACAACGAGAUCACAGAGAGCCCAAGGAUACUCUCCACUGUGACAAAGCUAGACCUGCUCUUUACAGCGUAUGUGUACAUAAAACAGAUCUCUGGGAACUCCAUCCUCACAAACCUUUUGGUGUGCGAUCCAAGCACCGAUAGACAGCUGAGAGUUCGCGUGUGGGCAAGAGAAAUAGAAGAACUUCCAAAAAAGGACACAUGUGUGUGCAUUUUCAACCUUAAGGUGAAGAAAAUAGACCAGGCCUUCAUCAUAGCAGACGUCAGCAGAAGCUCAAUCUUUAAAUGGACUAGCAACAUACCAAAAGAAGUGCAAAUGCUGUUUGGCGCGUACAAACUCCUGAACAGCAAGCACUUUGUAAAUACCGUUGCUAGAAAAAUCAACAAACUAGACGAUCACUUAGAAAAUAGUAGCAUUGGCAAUUAUCCUUCUCUAGAAGAAAAACAGACAGAGGAAGGAGAGCAUGAGUAUACUGGAGAAAAAGACAGUUUUGGACAUAAACUAAAACCAUUGCUAACUGAAUUAGAAGAGCCUUCUUCUUUCCACAGCGCUCAUUACGACCCUAUUAUUAUCGAUGAAGAUAUUCUCUCAGAUGAGAAGGAGCCAGCUGCCAAAAGACCUCACAGCAGUGAAGAGCCCUGUGCUAAACGGGUUUCCAAUGAAGAACAGAAAUAUACAGAGAAAUCUUCUAACAGCACCCUUUCUAUCGAGAAAGAAGGCAGUGCAUCUAUGCCUGCCAGCAGUGUACAACAAAGCGCAGAUAAGAUGGCUGUCCCUUGCACAAGCAGCCAAACAAUCGAUAGCAUCAUUGGAGAAAAAGAGGCUAUCUUUUCAUUCAAAGAAACAGACAGAAUAUACGACGAACUUCUCAAUCUACCGAUAAAGCCUUACUACACGAACCUUGAUACGAAAGUAAUAGCCUUUGAUGAUGCCACUUUCUCGAUACUGAGCCCAAAGAGCGAUGCCCUACCGCAUGUUAGCGAUAAUAUGCCUGCCAACAUCUCAAUGCAAACCGUGUCAUUCUACAAAAAGGUCCCCAUCAUCUAUCACAUGUUCAAUAAAAGAUCACCAGAUACGCACAAAGAGAUAUCUGGAUACGUUUUGGUCGCUAGCAAAACAAAGCCCACCACUAUACAUGUACUCCUGUGCAACAGAGAAUAA
Molecule: messenger RNA, 1575 nt
Organism: Nematocida minor
Lineage: Eukaryota; Fungi; Microsporidia
Exons: 1
Coding region: 1-1575 (524 amino acids)
Biological process (GO): telomere maintenance
Cellular component (GO): chromosome, telomeric region
Molecular function (GO): DNA binding
Source: RefSeq, a predicted model, not a curated record